AUGGCAGAGUGCCAGAACGCCACGGCUACGGUUGAAGCCUUCCAGCAUCAAAGUCUGCGCACACUUGGCUUCAACACAUGCGGGUCCGCGUGUUGUUGCUCCAUUGGUAUUCUAUCUUUUUGUCACGUUGCCCUGCAGCUGGUGAUUCAGCAAAAAGGACUUGCAGGCCUUCACAUUUUGGCAGACACCAUGUUUCUACGAUACGUGCAGCCUCAACCCUUUCAACUCGGCCCGACUCCUUCGUGCAGCCCCAAAUGCAGCAUUGCCAUGCCGUCCUUUGGGCUGCUACAUGUUUCUGCUGCCUGCCUGCGUUUGAGUUUGCUGGGCCUCUUCUGCUUAGGUUGUGUGCCGACCAGAGCUCCAGUCAUGUUGCAGACUAGCACAGAGCGCAGCUUCCAACGCAGCUUAGCAGGUUGA
Molecule: messenger RNA, 417 nt
Organism: Effrenium voratum
Lineage: Eukaryota; Dinophyceae; Suessiales; Symbiodiniaceae
Source: the annotation of a GenBank genome assembly